Messenger RNA from Adineta steineri, 3921 nucleotides. Lineage: Eukaryota; Metazoa; Rotifera; Eurotatoria; Adinetida; Adinetidae. The record is from the annotation of a GenBank genome assembly.
AUGUUAAAUAAUCGUGUUUGUUCGAUUUUACGUUUAUGUGUUAUCUGCUCAGGAAAAUCAAAUGAUGUUUAUCAUGGGCCUGACUUGAGUAGUGACGACAACCAUCACAGUAAUAAUAAUAAUAAUAACAAUUAUAAUAUUGUAUUAUCAUCUUCAUCAUCGUCUCCUUUAGCACAUCAACAUGCGAUAAACAAUGUUAUAUGUCCACUAACAACUUCAACAACAGCAACAACAAUUGUAGAUGAAGAUGCAAAUGAAGUUGAUACUAUUAUUAAACAACAUGAACUAACACUAACAAAUGGUAAUAAUAAUGAUGAUGAAAAGAGUAGUAUAAUAACACCAAGAAUCAAAACACCGACGACACCAAUUAUAACAUCUAAAUGGACUUCAUCAAGACAGUCGUCGCGUAUGGCAUCACCUGCUCUAUCGACUAGUUCACAGUCUUCCGGACGUAUUAUUACAUUUCUUAAUCAUGAGGUUAUACAAUUACCUGCUUAUCUUGAACGUGAAAUACGUGUCAAACAAAAUUUUGAUCAACUUGGCUUAGUUGUUGAUGCUUAUGUUGAUGAAGGUGUUAAUGGAUGUUAUGUACGUUCGAUAACACCAACAUCAACUACAACGAAUCAACAUGGUAUAAGACCAGGUGAUUAUGUAUUAUCAAUUAAUAAUGAAAGUAUGAAAAAGAUAAGCAAUGCACAAGCACGAUCAAUUAUACGACGCGCUUCACUUAUGGGGUCAGAUAUCUGUGUUAUUUUCAUUCCGGGUGAUGAAGCUAAACAAUUUAAAGAUCAUACACUUGAUCCACAUUCAACAGGCUCUCCGAUACCACCUGAAAUUGCUGAUUUGGAUGACGAACAAACUUUAACAAAACCUAUAUCAACAACAGAUGAAGUUGUUGAUUCUGAUAUAUUCGAUUCUAAUACUAAUCAACAAACAUAUCCAACUGUUAUUGAUAGUGAAACAUUAAGUGCAACACUAUGGGGACCAGCACGAACAGUUAUACUUUAUCGUAGUGAACAUGUUAAAAGUUUAGGAAUAAGUAUUGUUGGUGGUAAACUUGAUUUUUCUGGUCCUGGAAAUACAAUUGAAUCAUGUAUAUCUGGUAUAUUUAUAAAACAUGUUUUACCAGAUUCACCAGCUGGACGUAAUGGAACAUUAAAAACAGGUGAUCGUAUACUUGAAGUAAAUGGAAAUGAUCUACGUGAUGCUUCACAUGAUCGUGCCGUUGAUAUAAUUCGCGCUGCACAAUCACCUGUUCAUUUUAUUGUUCAAAGUUUACUUGAUCCAUCAAAUCCUAGUUCAUCAACACCGGAUCUACCAUCAAUAGAUUACUCUAACAUUCCACUCAUCCAAUCUCCAUCACAAAAUAAAAUCUCAUCGAUUAAUAAACAUUCACCUAUAAAUGAACGAAAAACUGAAGAUGAAUUAAUCAAACAAUUUGGACAUUUAAAUGGUGAUCUUUUCUAUUUUGAUAUAAAACGAAGUUUAUCAGAAAUAAAUGAGCCACUUGGACUUUCUCUUAUUGGACAUCGCGAUCCAAAUAAACUAGCUGUUUUUGUUUGUGAUAUACAACCCAAUUCACUUCUUGAUCGCGACAAUCGUAUACAUCCUGGCGAUCAAUUACUUGAGGUUAACGGAGAAACUCUUUUGGGUAAAGCACAUUCAACAGUAACACCAAUUAUUCGAUCUAUUAAAGCUGAUACACUUAAUUUUGUUGUACUACGAAAUCCUAAUUCAAUUAAUGAUAUGGCGUUAAAUAAUCAACAUGCAGCAACAGCACGUCUACGAGCAUUAGCAAUGACAUCUAAUGAUGCUUACCUCACUUCAACAUCUUCAAAAACAGAACGAAGUCAACUAACAUCAUCAUCAAUUCAACAUCCGUCAGAACAACAGAUGAUAAACGAUGCUAGUCAUUUUCAUCAACGUAUUCAUAUCCCAAGGCACCAACCGGAUGUCAAUGAACAUAAAGAAAAUGACGAUAGACUAACAUCGACAUCAGUUUUUCCGCCUCCUACACAUACAUUUGAUGAGACCGAAUAUAUUCCAAAUAAGAAUGAAAAAAAAUGUUCUAUUCCACAAAUAACACCAAUCACCAUAGAUAAAAAAUGCUCAGUUGCUGACGACUUACCAACGUCAUCAUCAUCGCCGUUGUCGCCUAAUCGAAUAAUAACAAAACCCGACGUUCAAACAGACAACAACGAAGUUUCAUCAUUCAAUCAUAAUAUUUGUACUCAUUCAACGACUACAGAGUUUCAUUCUAAUUCGUCGGAUGUCACUUCUCCUAUUUGUCGUUUCAUUCCAGCAUCAUCAUCAUCAUUCGAUCAACAAUCAUGUGUAUAUGAAAAUAACGAAUCAUCACCAACACUCCCAUCGUUAAUAACAACAACAACAACAACUCCAUCACCCUUGUUAGUGCAUGAACAAGCAAAUCAUGCAAAUGAUAAAUAUUUAGAAAAUAAAAAUCAAACCAACAAUGAUAGUCUAACAAAUAGCACUCAAAUAUCAAGUUCUCCUAAACAUAAUUCAAUUCAACAAAACAAAGAUGAAACAUCACCUACACAUUCUUCUAAAAUAACUCAAUCAAACGACCAAGAAAAAUUGAUCGACACUAUCUUGCCUUCAGAUGACAUUGUAUCAUCACCUACGAAAGAAAAAAGCGAAGAAAAUUCAAGUGACACACUAACAAAUCCUAUAACGACAAUAACCAAUGGUACUUUGACAGCACGUAUAUCUAAUAUGUCAUCGUCUUCAAGUUCGUCUUCAUCCCUUUCGGUUUCCACACCAUCAUCAUCAGAACAUGCAACUAAAAAACAAUCUUUAUUACCAGUAACACAACAAGUAGUACGACGUACGUCAAUGUCUGCACCUGGUCCACCAAUCACGCUUAUAUUAAAUAAGGAUCAAAAAGGCUCAUUUGGUUUAACAUUGUCACAACAUGAUAAUGAAGUUUGGAUACAAAGUGUUCAACCACAUGGACCAGCCGAUCAACAAGACAUUCGUGCUGGUGAUCAUCUCAUACAAAUAAAUGGAACAUCAGUCGAAGCAUUAAAAUUUACUGACGUGCAGAAUAUGUUAGAACAUGCAAAUAGUAAUCAAAUACAUUUAACAUGCAUACCAUAUCGUGAACCACAAGCACAACCAGUUGUUAUUAAUAUAAAUCAAACUGAAAGUUUACCUUUAUUAAAUACAAAUGAUAAUGAAACUAACAAAGAAGAUGAUCCUCGUACACGAUCAGUUCUUGUUGGACAAGAAACAUUAAUUGAAAUUGAUCGAGGACAAUCUGGACUUGGACUUUCAGUUGUCGGUGGAUCAGAUACACAAUUAACAGCCAUUAUUAUACAUGAUAUCUAUGAUGGUUGUGCUGCACAACGUGAUGCUCGUUUACUUGUUGGUGAUCAAAUUCUUGAAGUUAAUUCUAUUGAUUUACGUUCAGCAACACAUGAAGAAGCCAUUCAAGCAUUACGACAAGCAUCAACUGUUGUUCGUAUACUUGUUUUAAGAGGCAAAAUGUUAACUGAAAUGAUGAAUGAACAAGAUAAGUUUGAUGUGAUUACAAUUGAAUUAAUUAAAAAAUCAGGAAAAGGACUUGGAUUUAGUAUUAUUGGACGACGACAUGGUUUUGGUGUAUUUAUUUCUCAUAUUCUUGAAGGUGGUUGUGCAGAAAAAGAUGGUCGAUUAAUGUCUGGUGAUUUAAUCCUUGAAGUAAAUGGACAAGAUUUACGAAAUGCAGCUUAUGAACAUGUUGCCUAUACAUUAAAAACACUUCCACAUGGAAAAGUAAAUAUAAAAAUUGGACGUUUGAAAGCUAGCAGUCAAUCACAAAACCGACCAAAUUCCGUCGGAACUGAUCGUAAAAAUCGUUCACGUUCAUCAUCAUCAAAUUUUCGACGUUCAUCAGCAAAUAAAAUAAACGACAGAUGA